Messenger RNA from Portunus trituberculatus (swimming crab), 6072 nucleotides. RefSeq names its product 5-hydroxytryptamine receptor 2B-like (gene 5-HT2A). Gene Ontology annotation, biological process: serotonin receptor signaling pathway; chemical synaptic transmission; G protein-coupled receptor signaling pathway, coupled to cyclic nucleotide second messenger. The record is from RefSeq and is a predicted model, not a curated record. Gene Ontology annotation, molecular function: neurotransmitter receptor activity; serotonin binding; G protein-coupled serotonin receptor activity. Lineage: Eukaryota; Metazoa; Arthropoda; Malacostraca; Decapoda; Portunidae. The transcript is spliced from 7 exons. Gene Ontology annotation, cellular component: dendrite; membrane. The coding region runs from base 666 to 2900 and encodes 744 amino acids.
CAGAUUUGUGAAAGCCAACGUGAAAAGUAGCGAGGGACGGUCAUGUGAAGAGCCUGCAGCACCUGGUGACGGGGAACAUAAACGCCAGGUGAACAGAUGAGCGCCCGUGUGUCACUACCUGGAACGCCACGCUGGGAAGACUAAGGGCUGAGCGUCGGUAUCACGGCCUCCCCUUCCACCACUACUCGCACGCCCCCACCCCGCCCCGUGUCUGGCUCCCCGGGGCUGCUGGCGUCCACAGAGAAGGGAGUAGGACGCCCACUCACUGCACUGAGGAAACUCAAUAAUCUCCACCACAGGAGUCAGGAAUUCAAGAUUUGUUCCGCUUGGCCCCGUGUUUCGCCGCGGCGUGCGAGGAGCGUGCAUUAUGAACGCUUGGGCUUGUGUUCAGCGGGCGUGACACACAAUGUUUGGGAGUUUAUUGUGCUCGCAGGAGAGAAAAAGGCUUCGUGGUGAUUAAGUUGCUUCCAGGAGACUAAAGUUCAGUUGCGUUGGAUUCGCCCACGCCCCGAGGGUGGACUGCGUGCCGCUUCUCCUAAGAAUGGCCGCCCAGAUCACCGCCUUGUUCAGAAACACACCGCCGUGGGCGAGCGCCAGGUUCACUACUGUCAGUGACUGGUGACGUGUGCAAUGAAAGGUAACUCGCCCUAACGAUUAAUAAUGUCAUGCGUUUUCUCCUCCCGCUGGGAGCCACUGGCCCGCCCCGCGCGGCAUCGCACCACCUAGGCGCCACCGCGCCGCGCACCAUAACAAUGGGGACGAAGCCCACCAUUGCCGGUGCGAUCAGAGACAUUUGGUUGAACAAAAAGAGAAGGACCAACAGCUCGGCGCUUCACACCGCUGUGACGCUUCUGCCCCAGGAGGCGGUGCCCGGAGACGGCCACCACGAUGCCUUGGCGCCGCACCUGGACGGCAGCCAUACUCGGAUUUACGACAGCGGCGGCGAUCCGCUGGACUGGGUUGGCGGCGAGCUCGGCGCGGAGUGCGUUUGGUCUGAGAUGGAGGACAAUAGCACCAGCCUGGCGGAGGGCGACCUGACCUUCCAGUGCAAUGACAUGCUGGACGUGGUGUCGCCCAGCGCUCCUUGCUGGGUCACCACUCUUAGGGACUGUCUGCAGGCAGACAGAACCCCUGCAGGGGAAGCCCUGGGCUACAACACCACGCUAGCCUCAGGGGCGGGCACAACGCACGCCUGCGUUACGUGUCUGCGGGAAAAUUCAUCAAACUUCUGGGUGUUGCGGUUCAACAUGACCGAGAACGUGUUCUCCUCGCUGCUCUCCUACGGCAGCGAGCUGCUGUGCUCCCUGGGGUCCUGCUCCUCCCCUGUGUGCGACACCAUGGGCGCGCUGCCCACCACGGCCCAGCCCGCCCCACCCUCCCCUAACACCUCGCUGCCCAUCCUGCCCGUUCCCUCCCUGCCGCCCACCACCACCAUCCCGCCCCUGCAGAUCGCCCACUGCCAUCUGCCAGAGGUUGCUCAGGCCGGGAACCCAACGCCCUUCAACCUGAGUCACGGGGACGCCUUUCCCAACGCCACGGCGGCGGGCGUGGUGGGCGGCGACGGCUACGAGUACGACUUUUCCUUCCUGUUCCUGGCGAUGUUCAUCCUGGCGGGAGGCAUCGGCAACAUCCUCGUGUGUCUGGCGAUCUGCCUGGAGCGCCGCCUUCACAACGUCACCAACUACUUCCUAAUGUCCCUGGCGGUGGCUGACCUGCUGGUGUCCCUUGUGGUGAUGCCCUUCGGAGCCAUAGCGGGCUUCCUCGGAUACUGGCCGUUCGGAUUGGUGUGGUGCAACAUCUACGUGACGUGUGAUGUCCUGGCGUGCACCUCGAGUAUUAUGCAUAUGUGUACCAUCUCUUUGGGCCGCUACCUGGGCAUCCGAAACCCGCUCAAGACCAGGAGUAGCAGCAAGAAGACGGUGGGUGUGAAGGUGGUGUUGGUGUGGCUGCUGGCGAUGCUGGUCACGUCCAUGAUCACCGUGCUGGGCAUCAUCGACACCACCAACAUCAUGCCCGAGGACUACGUGUGCGCCAUCAACAACCAGACCUUCUUCAUCUUCGGCUCGCUGUGCGCCUUCUACAUUCCCAUGGUGAUAAUGGUGAUCAGCUACGCCCUCACGGUGCACCUGCUCAGGAAAAAGGCCAAAUUCGCCUGCGACGCCCCGGCAGGUAAGGCGCGCACCAUGGGCAGAUACAGGUCAGUGCGCAGGAAGCCGCAGCAGCCGCCACACUCCUUCACCUUCACGCCCCGCACCUCCUACCGCGGCACCUUCGCUAACGGCCACACCACCCACUACGAGUUCUCCAACAUCCACAAGUGCGAGCAGGCCACGCAGACGCCGGAGUCCAUCGCGCGGGAGACCAGGAACUUCAAGUUGAAGGCUCUUCGUCUACAGCUGGUGGGCACCACUUCUUGGCACCUCAGGUUCCUGCCGUCGAGGAAAAGAGACGCGCUGGCCGCCAAUGCCGUCGCAAAUGAGCAGAAGGCCUCCAAGGUCCUCGGCCUCGUGUUCUUCGCCUUCGUCAUCUGCUGGACGCCUUUCUUCAUCCUCAAUAUUUACUUCGCCGCGUGCCCAGACUGCAAGGUGUCCGACCACCUGGCCAACGUGUGCCUGUGGCUGGGCUACGUCUCCUCUACCAUCAACCCCAUCAUCUACACCAUCUUCAACCGCACCUUCAAGGCCGCCUUCAUCAAGAUCCUCAAGUGUGACUACAACUUCGACCACCGACACGUCCGCUCACACUCCAUGUCGGACAACAUGACGGGCGCGUAUGGCGGCCCCACGCCCUCCGCCGUGGCUACGCCCUGCUCCAUCCGCACGCUGUCCACCUACGUGAAGAGUCCCAGUUACCAGCACGCCCUCACCACCCACAACCAGGAGGAGGAGCACGAGUGCUGACUCCCUCACCCCGCCACUCUCCCUUCCUCACCAUCCUUCACCCUGAGCCUCGGAUACUCACCUAGACGACACUCUGAACGCACAAAGUGAUGGACGUUAACCUCCCUCGUGUCGUACUUAAGCCCCGCGCGCCUCGGCGGGGAGGGGUGGCGCGGGCCAAGGAGACAGACAGCAGCAAUGGCAGUGAUCCCUGGCGGCGGCGGUGUGCUGAGUGCAGCUCCCGUGCAGGGUAAUACUCCCUCGGUGUUUACAUGUCUUGUGAUGUCGUGCUAAUUAUUUUACCUUAAACCAGUAGCUGAGUGAAAUAGUGAUAUUAUACAUAAGCCCAAUGACACUUUCACGAUGAUCUCAAAGCGCGGGAAGGGCGGAGCGGCGCGCGUAACUGCUUGUGUGCGUGUGGGUGUGUGUCGCGACGCCGAGAUAAAAAUAAGUGUCCAGGCUAACUUGGUUGUCGCUGUGAUGAGGUUACCUGGGUAUCUGGUGCACAGGGAGCAGAGAGGAAGGUUCGUGAUUAAGUUAGUGGCGUGGGAGGCAAGGCAAGGCGAGACGAGGCGAGGCGGGCAGCGGGCGGCGUCCCGGCAAGGCUCAAGAAACAUUAAACAGGACGUACGAACUUCCUAGAAAAAAAGUCCUCCCUGUCUUACAAGAUGACAGAGAGAUAGACACAACGCUCUACCACCGCCCGUCACCACCAUUCCGCCGCCACUGCUGCUGCCGGCACCGUUGCCGCCGCCGCCGUUAGGGAACGUCUCUGAGAAACUGACGAGUCUGCAAAUUUUCCAGGGAAUCGUUUUCUACACAGGCGACUUAUUUUUCCAGCUCCUUUGAUGUCACCUCUUUGCAAGUAAACAGAAGGGAUGUUGUAGUUACAUAGACAGGAUGAACUAUUUUCUAUUAAUCUGUCUUUACCUCACGCGUGUAGCAGGAGGCGGUGGAGGAACCGCGGCUGAGUAACAAGUGAGGAGUGUGAGUGUGGGCGUCACGGACCAAACAGACACGCGGGCGGGACGCAGGAGGAGCAGAGAGGGACGUGACGCAUCAUAUCAUUCCACCGAGUGUGUGUUUACAAAGCGUGUUUUAUCCUCCCGUGUUUGUCCGUGUGUCUGGUCUCAGGUUCCCUCAACUGUCUCCCCCACCCCCAGCCUUGUGUGCCCCGUGGGGAGGCGGGGUGAUGCGGGAGGUAUGCACUGUGCUGACUGUAUUCUGGAACACCUCAGCGCUGUACCACGACUUCUUUCAACAGGCUGUAGCUCAAAUUACACUGAUUUUUUAAGGUGUGUUUUGCGGUUCAGUGAGAGAUUGAGAAGAUAUCCACGUGACUAACAGGAGAAACACUCUUGAUAAUCCAGCGAAGCAUUUCGUUGGCCUUAGAAAGUAGUCGUGGUGUGAGACUAAGGCCCAUAGUCUGAAACACUUCCUUGUCGCACCUUCGCUAUUUUCAAAAGGAUCUAGUUGAGGUGACAAAGGCUUUUAACAGUGUUUCUGUAAUUAUAAUGACAUGUUAACAAGUUUUCUACAUUACCAACAGGACAAAUACUCUUUAACACUCGGCUAAUCGUCUCUGUAGUGUUUGAAAAUGGUCGCAGUGAGAGAGGAAAGCGUUUCUGAAUAUGGCGCUAACUGUUUCAGAAUACAGGGUUGAAGCGGGUGUGUAUCCGUCACUUGCCUGAAUCACUGUCCCUCACGCCCCCCCCCAAUCCCCAACCCACAGGGAUUUUUUUUCUCCCCCCCACCUUCUGAAGAGCCACCAGCUGUGUGAAGUCUAAUUAAGUCUUGUAAAUUAUGUAAAUGACGAGAGAAAACUUUAAAGAACUCAUUUAUGUGUGAGUGUCAGCAUCUCCGCGGCUCGCCUCGUUGUAAAUUAUUCACGUCACUAUUUUAAGCGAGGCGAGUCAAAUCAGUGUUUAUUGAAUCGGGUUCAAUCUCCUUCAGUAAUCUCGCGAGCUGCUCUGUUUGUUUGUAAUGUUACUAAUCGUAGUGGUUGUAGUGAAUGGUCAUAUCGUGGUUAGGGAAGCAACACAUUCAAUCAAACACUUGCUAUACAGACUAUCUGUCUUUUUUCACCUGUGUAUCAUAAGUGCUACCGUGUACCUCUCCACUAGAAACCCGAGUUGUGAGUCUGACUAGAAUGAAAAUUUGUAUCGAAACGUCAAUUUUCACAUUUGUUUCUCUCAUCACUUUUUCUCCUUUUCUCUUCUCUAUUUCUUCCUUUCUCUCUAACUAGUACACAGAGUCUUCUACUUUUAAUCUUCUUACUUAUCUUUUUUGCUGUUUAUCCUCAUCUUAUUUACUUAAUCCACUGUCAUUCACUCUCACUUUUCUCCAUUUCUCUUCUCUGUUUCUUCCUUAUACAUAGAGUCUUCUUCUUUUGAUCUUCUUCCUUAUCUUUUUAACUGUUUAUUCUAACAUUAUUUACUUAAUCCACUGUCAUUCACUCUCACUUUUCUCCUUUUCCUUUCUUUAUUUCUUCCUUUCUCUUUAACUUAUACAUAGUGUCUUUUAUAAUCUCUUUUUCUCCUUAAAUAUUGUCUCUUAUUUAACUACAUAUCUUUUCAUUAUCUCUCAAACUUAUAUGAUCUCUUUUCUUUUCCCAAUUACAACCUUCUUUUCUUUAUAUAUUUUUCAUUUUCUACUUUUUCUCUAAAUCUGUAUCACCUUUUCAGAUAUAAAUUCAUCUAUUUUUAAUCCGCUUCCUUGUAUAACCUCCUUCUCCAUAUUUAUUUUUCAUUUUCUUCCUUAUCUCUAAAUCUUAAUCACCAUUUCCGAUAUAAUCCUGUUCCUUAUCAUUUCUGCUCUCUAUCCUAACUUUAUUUACCAUAUUCACUGUCUUUCAUCUUGUCACUUUCUUUAUCUCUUUUUAUUAAUAUCAUAUCUUCUUCCUACAUUUCAUCCUCUUCCUUUUAUCUUUUCCAUCCUUUAUCUUGACUUUCCAAUUCUCUUUAUCUCUUCUAUCUCCUUUAUGUUUUCCCUUUAUCCAUUCUAUCUUUCUCGUAUUUUUGGAAUAUUCUCCCAAAGCUCUUUUUAUUUUCUCGUCCCUCUCCCUCCCUCUUCUGUCUUUCCUCUUCUCUCCCUUCCCUAUUGUUUUCCCUUCCCCUCCUCCUCCUCCUCCUCCUCCUCCUCCUCCUCCUCCUCCAAACAGUUCCCUCCCUUUCCUCCCAACUUGUAUCACUCU